AUGUCUGAAGAAGACUCUAUUCCCCAGGUUGUCAUCGCUAAACCUAAACACCCAAAGUAUACUGAAAUGGUGGAAGAAGCAGUCAAAUAUUUCAACGAGAAGGGAGGCUCUUCUCGACAAGCCAUAACCAAGUACAUCAAAGGAAAGUAUCUGGUCGGUGAGACCGCUAACAAUCAGAUUAAACUUGCGCUGGUCAAAAGUGUCGGUAAAGGACGCCUCGUGCAAACGAAGGGAGCUGGAGCUUCGGGCUCGUUUAAACUUUCAAAGGAAGUGAAAGAAGAGGAGAAGAGAGAAGAGAAGAGACGACUAAAGAAGGAAAAGAAAGCUUUGAAAGAGAAGGAGAACGCUGAACGGGAUAUUGACAACAACAACAAGAAGAAGGCGAGUAAAGUUAAGAAAACCAGUAAGAAACAACCGAAGGAUGUUGACGGCGAAGACAAAGAGAACGAAGAGAAAGGGCGACCAAAGAAAAAGUCCUCAAAUAAAACCAAGGAAAGUACAAGUAAAAAGAAACGUGAGGGUUCUAAGGACACUGCAGUGGAAAAGAAGUCGAAGCCUAAAGCCAAAAAGUCUGCGGUCGCAGAAAGCAGUGAAGGAAUUAUGAAAGCAAAGAAGACCAAGAAACCUGCAGCAAAGCCAAGUGCGAGUAAGACAUCUUCCACGGGCAAAAAAACCAGCGAAAAAGGAAAGGACAAAACAAAAGUUCUGAAGUCUAAGAACACCACGAAAGCGAAACCCAAAAGCAAAAAACAAAUAUGCAAGGAAGAUUAA
Pocillopora verrucosa is the source of this 771-nucleotide messenger RNA. RefSeq names its product histone H1.0-A-like. Gene Ontology annotation, molecular function: DNA binding; structural constituent of chromatin. The record is from RefSeq and is a predicted model, not a curated record. Gene Ontology annotation, cellular component: nucleosome. Gene Ontology annotation, biological process: nucleosome assembly. Lineage: Eukaryota; Metazoa; Cnidaria; Anthozoa; Scleractinia; Pocilloporidae.